GCCAAGUGGUACUUAAGGAACAAUUAUCCACUUUACAUUAGUCAUAAACUGCUUUACGCGUACCUCAAGCUAGGCAACGAGUCUCUUUCCCAUCAGCGAUUAUUUGAGCAGGUCGUCCCUACUCUUUGUCUUCCGCUAUACACAACAUACAACAGCGUCCGCCACCUCAUUGCAGACAUGGCCGCACCAGGAGACCAGCGGAUAGCAGUGCCUAUCGAUGAUCCAAAUGCUGACACGGAAUGGAAUGACAUCCUUCGAAAACACGGCGUUAUCCCUGAGAAGCCACCAAGUCCUACUCCUAUGAUUGAGGAGGCCAUUUUGGAGGCUCGAAAACUCGCACACGACAACAGGCUCGAAGGCAAGGACCUCGACGAGCUGGACGAGCUCGAGGAUGAUGAGGACGAUGCCUUCCUGGAGCAGUACCGGCAGAAGCGAAUGGCCGAGCUGAGCGCCGUCCAGAAGAAAUCGGUCCAUGGCAGCGUCUACCCACUAUCAAAACCGGACUACCAACGAGAGGUGACGGAGGCGUCAAACAAUGGACCGGUUCUUGUCAAUCUGACUUCAUCUACGGGCACAAAUGUCGAGUCGAGGGUGCUUUCCGAGUUGUGGAAGCAGGCUGCGAAGGAGUACGGAGACGUCAAGUUCUGCGAAAUGAGGGCCUCUCAGGCCAUCGAAAACUAUCCGGAGAGGAACUGCCCAACUAUACUGGUCUACAAGAAUGGAGAUAUCGUCAAGCAGGUGGUCACGCUGGUCACGAUUGGCGGAGUGCGCACCAGCAUGUUGGACCUUGACAAGAUUCUGGUGGAGGUUGGUGCUGUCUCGGACAACGACAUGAGAGUACUUAAGAGACGGAGAGCAGCCGAGGAUGCCGAAGAGGAGAAGCUGUCGGGCAACAAGGGCAUUAAGCAGAGCAAACGGACGGCCGACGAUUCCGACGAUGACUGGGACUGAGAUCAACGUGCCUGAAUACUUUGUACCAGUGCCUCUUCUCAUUAAUUGCUGGGAUCCUAGGCUGCCGGGAACCUCAGCUGAGACUACACGAUGGGUCGUCCGACGAUUCUUCCGUCCCACCACCCAGUCGAAUCGGGCCUAUAUACAGGCCUUACCACCAUUUAUGCUCGGUACUGUC
This is a messenger RNA of Cryphonectria parasitica EP155, 1129 nucleotides long. RefSeq names its product phosducin-like protein (gene bdm-2). Bases 178 to 951 code for a protein of 257 amino acids. The record is from RefSeq and is a predicted model, not a curated record. NCBI's taxonomy places the organism in Eukaryota, Fungi, Ascomycota, Sordariomycetes, Diaporthales, Cryphonectriaceae. The transcript is spliced from 2 exons. Gene Ontology annotation, cellular component: cytoplasm. Gene Ontology annotation, biological process: protein folding.